Messenger RNA from Rhagoletis zephyria (snowberry fruit fly), 1585 nucleotides. Its product is annotated as Parkin Interacting Substrate. Gene Ontology annotation, molecular function: zinc ion binding; DNA-binding transcription factor activity, RNA polymerase II-specific; RNA polymerase II cis-regulatory region sequence-specific DNA binding. Gene Ontology annotation, biological process: regulation of transcription by RNA polymerase II. Gene Ontology annotation, cellular component: transcription regulator complex; nucleus; PcG protein complex. NCBI's taxonomy places the organism in Eukaryota, Metazoa, Arthropoda, Insecta, Diptera, Tephritidae. The record is from RefSeq and is a predicted model, not a curated record.
CAAUGAGUUUGGCUAUGGCAAAUAUAUGUCGGGCGUGUUUGUUGAAAAAGCAGUUUAAAGAGCUUUAUGAUUGGUAUAUGCCGAUGGACGACAUCAAUGAACCACUAACGUUAAUGGAAUGCUUUCAAUUAUGUACACAACUGGAUGUAAAUAAGACGUCACCAAAAUCCCAAAUGAAGAUGCAUUACUUAUGCAAGGACUGUGUACAUGAGCUAAUAAAUGCAUUCAGAUUCAUAAGAAAAGCACAAAAGUCUGAUCAGGAGCUAUGUAGACAUGGCACUGGAUGUAAGAAUCAAUCAGAACGUUUCGAGUGGAUAAAUAUGCAAGAGUACGAUGAUUCCAGUCGUUGCGAAUCUGAGCAAGUAUCAUAUGAAGAGCAUUUAGCUAUUGAAUACUUAAUUGAAGAACAAAGAGAAGCUCACGAUUUAGACACUUUGAAUAGUUCCCCCGAAAAUCGGCAGUCUACAAACAACAACAACAACUCGGAGAAUUAUUUACUCACGGAAAUGGAAGAAACAGAAUUAUGGCAUUUAAAGAAUUCCAAAAAGAAUGAAUGUUUAGAGGAACGCCUCAAAUAUAAACCCAACAGCAUCGAUGAUCCGGAAAAGGAAUUAUCACGAAUGGCUCCAGAAAUAGGUAAGCAAAGUGCUACCAACGCAUGUGGAGCAUCUUCUAUGAUUAUUUGCGAAUACUGCAGUAAACCAUUAAAGGGAAAUCAAUACAAGCGACAUAUAUCUCGGUUUCACUCCAAAAAUGAACAAAUCAUGCUUUGUUACGCAUGCCCGUCUACCUUUGAAGAUGCAGUUGGAUUGAAGAGGCACGAAGAGACCCAUCAGGCGAAUAGAAAGAGGUCUAUAAGUUGCAACGAGUACCAGCGAAAAUUUUUUACUCAAAAUGCAUACAAAACCCACAUCAAAACUCAUGAAGAAAACCGGGAACCCCAAUUCAAAUGUGACCAGUGCGAAAAAUCUUUCUUUUACAAAGGCGGUCUAAAGCUUCAUAAACAAUGUCAUACUGGGCUUUCGUUGAAAUGUAAAGUUUGCUCAAAGCAGUAUCCGCGGCCUGUUGAUCUUGAAAUCCAUCUAAGAAGUCAUUCUGGUGAACUACCAUACAAGUGUCCGAAAUGCAACAAAUGUUUCAAGUAUGUUCAUGUUUUGAAUAAGCACGUCCGGCAUCAUGAAGGUCAUCGUUAUAAAUGCAACUUGUGUGGAAAAGAGUACGCUCAUCAAUCAACAAUGCUACAGCAUCGUAAAGAGCACACAGGCUUACCAUUGCGAUGCUCUAUAUGCGACAAGGGAUUUGUAAAAAAAUCAAAGAUGCGACGCCAUAUCGGCGGCGUUCAUAAAGUGACGGAUGUCGAGGAAAUCGAUCAGCUUAUUGUAAAAGUAAAAACAAAAAGCAUUUACCGGGGACGUGUAACGGAAAUAUAAUUAUUAAAAACAUUAUAAUAAGUUUAGAUUUCAAUUACAUUUAUUUAUUCUCAAACAUAAGUAUCAAUUAAGUUUAACCAACAUUUCUUCUAUGUCGUUUACCACAUCUCCACCGCUAUCUUUUACUUCAAUCUCUUUCAUAACACUGUCCGCUU